Ruditapes philippinarum (Manila clam) is the source of this 5636-nucleotide messenger RNA. RefSeq lists its product as uncharacterized. The coding region runs from base 2220 to 5159 and encodes 979 amino acids. Lineage: Eukaryota; Metazoa; Mollusca; Bivalvia; Venerida; Veneridae. Gene Ontology annotation, molecular function: 3'-5'-RNA exonuclease activity. The transcript is spliced from 2 exons. Gene Ontology annotation, biological process: gamete generation. The record is from RefSeq and is a predicted model, not a curated record.
CAUGUCUGAACUGUUACUAAUGUGUAUGCUUGUUAGCUUGUCUGCUUAAAAUUUUGCUGCUCAAUAAUGAACUGUUUCAAAACAUUUUGAGGAAUUUGAUAUGUUUUAAUUCAAAAUUAAAACUUGUUAGAAAUGAGUACAGUUCAUUAUUAUUGCCUUAUUUAAACUAACCACUAUGUACCUACCUUAACCCAUGUAUAGGGCUGUCAUUGAUGGAAAUUUUUGUAUCGAUAUAUCAAGUUAAAUAUCGAUGAUAUAUCAAAUUAAAUAAGUACAGUGAUAAAUGUUUGAAUAUAUGUUUUAAACUGUGAUCAUAAGUUAUACAUGCCUCUUCUAAGCACCAAAAUUUUUUUUAAAAAAUUACAGAAAGAUUAUUUUCCAGUUGAAUUCCUUAAUGACAUCUAAAAUGAAUUUAGUUUUAUAUGAAAAUCAUACACAAGUGAAUUAGCUAUUGAAACCACUAGCCUCCAGAUAGUCGAAUGAAAAAAAUGAAAUGAAAUUUUUAUUAACCGGCAAAUACUGAUGUACUUGGGUUUAAUGUGCAAAUCCAUUAUUACUGACAUCUUAAUUCAAGGAGGAAAGUGGACAGAAUCGUCAAUAUAGCAUACUUUUCAUUUGCAUGAUCUAUUACGUUACUAACGUAGUAGCCAAUAUAAAUAUGAGAAUAUAAUUCAUUUAUCUCGGUCACGUGUCACAACAUUGGUCCGGAAAAAUCCUGGUAUCUGGUAUGCCCUGAGUCGUAUAUAUCAACUAUCGUCAUUGAGUAAAGCCUUACUCGUAUUUCAAGCUAAAAUUUUAAUCGAUAAAUCGGUCAUCAUAUAUAUUAUAUAAUAAAUAAAUUAUAGUUUUUAGGGCCACACAUUAUUACAAAUAUCAAAACAAAGGUAGUUACUUGUUUUCCUCUAUGUUUUUAUAUGAUCCAGGUUUCCAUGCAGUCGGGAUCACAGGCCGCUAUUGUGCCUUGUACAAUCAAUUGGUACUGGCAAAAAAACCUGGAUGAAAGAAUUCUGUAGUGUAAUAAAAGAAGGUGUUUCCCUUUGGCAAAAAAAGCGAACUGUUUGUUUUCAGAGCAAUAAUGUUAAAAUAUGAACAUUUUAGAGUUUCAUUUCGAUUACUUUCAACUACGUAAUGUUGUUGAAGAGGGAUUUUGAGAAUUUUCUGUUAUCUUCUGGAGGCCUGCUGCUGCAAGACAAAGUAGAAAUAUAGUUUCAUAAGGCCAGUAGAAAUAGAUUUUACAUUGUAUCGAUAUUCUAAAUUGUGUAUCGAUUUGUAUCAAAUGAGAAUAUCGAUGAUGUAAUCUAUAUCAUGAUAAUCAAUGACAGCCCUACCCAUGUAUCAAUUGUUAAUUCUGUAACCAAACUAACUUUGCUAUUUAGUGUUGUAAUCUUGCCAAACCUUUAACUCUGCUAGCAUGUAAAAUGGAUAUUAGAUAUUUAUAGGCCAACAAUUGAAAAGUAUUUCAUUGCAACUGAUACAAUAUGUUUUAUAAACAAGUUAAAUAAAUGGUUUACUACGUGACAAUGUAUGCAAGAUUCGUUUAAAUUACUUAAUACUCAAUGUCUGUUGUUGUUUUCUUAUCUCAACUUCGCAUUUCAAACCAUAAGAGUAAGCCUGUUAUUUUUACACUCACUUGAAGUUAAGUUGCAACAAAUACUGUUUGAUUAUUGGCCUUUAAUAAGUAUUAGUCUAGAUAAUGGUGAUGGAACUGGCAUGUUUUUUUUUUCUUUUAAACAUGAAGGUAAGUUCAAGUGACAGUGACACCAACCAUGAUGUUAAAGAUAGUUUCUCGCAAACAGAGUUGUGUGCAAUUGAUGAAACUGUAAAUCUUAAAUUCAAAACGCUACCCACUAAUCAGUGUUUGUCAAGAAAAUUGAGCUUAUUUGAAUAUGAAAAUACACUUGACUUUCAACAGUCACAAACAACAGUAACAGAUUCAUAUGCACAAACUUCCUGUUACGGCACAACUUUGGAUGACAGGGGAACACAGAGUGAAGUUGAAUGGUCACUGGUGAAUAUAAGAAAUCUGACAGUAGCUAUAGAUGACCAUGACAGCUUAUGUAAUGGUUUUAAUCCAAAUUUUCAUGAAGUAAAUUUGUCCCCUGAACAGUUUUCUUUACAAACAGAAAUUGACUUGUUUAAAAUUGAUAAAAUGGAAAAAGAGUGCCAAACAAUUAUCUCAAUAAAGUGAAUUGAAAUUACAGUUUAAGUAUUAUUUCAUCAUGGUUUCAAAAGGCGAACUGGUUGAAUGUAUUCAAUGUCAAGGCUUAGCUUAUGCAGUUAAUUGGUUUGAAAGUAAAGAUGACUGUUGUUUGAAAGCUGCUCACACAGCAUUUAGGUCAAAGGUUGCGAAAGUUUAUUCUGAAUACAGAACACUAAGUAAAAAUAAAAAAAAACCUGGUCACGAACAGCGUCUAAAAUCAUUUAAGUCUGAACUAGCUACAUUUCCUCAGGCAGGCAAGCCCAAAAAACCUAAAGUUGAUGAAGUUGAUUUUGCUGAAAAAGGUGUGUUCCUUGAGAAUGUCUCAGCACUGAAAGACAUGUCCAUGGAGUUAGCUGAUGAAGUACAUAAGCUUAAAAAUGAAAAUAAAAGUCUACUUGAAGAAGUUAAAAGUCUGAAAGCUAAAUGUUUGGCACAAAAACAAUCAAAAAUCAAGCUACUUGAAAGGAAAGAAACAGAAAUGAAUAAACUGAACAAGAAAAAAGAACAACAUUUGAGAAAAUUAAUUUUAACUAAAACAAACCAGUUGAAAAGGCAGCGUCUGUCAGUAACUUAUUAUGAAAAAAAAGCAAAUCGAUUAAGUGAUGAAAACAAAAAGCUAAAUGAUGAAAAUGAAGGCUUAAAGCAAACACUAGAACAAAUUACGAUUGAAAGUGAGGUAAGAGAUAGAAUAAUUGAGCUGCUGGAGAAGGAUAAAAGAGAUGCAAAAGCUGAAAUUGAAUGGCUAAGCCAAAUGUGUGAACAGACUAUCAUAACAUUCAAUGAUGACUUAAGAGCAUAUACACCAGAAAUGCAACAAUGUGUGUAUUCUUUACUUCAACAUAAUGUUUCCACCACUAAGAUACCUUUAGUAAUACGUGAUGUGUUGAAACUUGCUAAAAUGGAUGCUAGUCAUUUACCAUCAAAAAGCACAUGUAAUAAUAUGAACAUACAGCGGCUUCAUUUGGCACAACAACAAAUUGCUGAAGACCUUCCAGCAAAAAUGAACACCUGUCUUCUAAGUGAUGAGACAUCGAAGUUUGGACAGAAAUAUGAAGGAUUUCAUGCUGUAGAUGACUCUGGGCGAAUAUGGGUUCUUGGACUACGACAGAUGGCCACUAAAUCGGGACAGAGUGCACUUGACACUUUCAAAGAAAUUUUAAGUGACAUUGAUGACUCGUUCAGUGAAGCUGGAAGUCAUGUGUCUGAAAAAAUAUUAAUGAAUAUCAAUGCUACUAUGUCUGACAGGGCAGCAACCCAAAAGAAAUUUAAUGAGCUUUUAGAAGAUUUUCGAAAAGAUGUGCUGAAACAAAAUACUGAAUGGGAUGGAUUAUCUGAAAAUGAAAAAAAUUCCAUGAGUAGACUAAUGAACUUUUUUUGUUCUUUGCAUGUUCUUGUGCACCUUGCAGAGGGGGCAGAAAAGGCACUACUAGAAACGGACAAACUUCUGUUUGAGGAAGCACCCAUUUAUGACACAAGUUUCAAAAAACCAUCAGAGUCUGGAACAACAAGACUUAUAAGAUGUUGUUCAAAAUCUUUUGCUAGGGGCGGUGAUGAGAAGAAUGGUGUUCAUGGACCAUUUACAGCAUAUGUCAGUGACUUUCUGAAAGAGAAUGGUUUCGUUACUGUGCCUCUUGAAAGGUUCAGAGGUAAUAGAUUUAACAUUCUUUUUAACAAUGCAGCAGCUGUUUAUUUUUUGUCUGAGAAAUUUAUAGAAUACCUUGAAGGUGGUGACACUAAUAGACUAUUGAAAGCUGUCAAACAUGACCUCAAUGUACCGCAGUACCGUGCAGGUUGCCGUGCACUAGGACUUGUGUCUGAACUAAUAACAAAACCUCUCUGGUGUCUUAUCGAAAAUACAGAGAUCAACAUUUUAGACAUGCAAGACCAUUAUAAAGAACUAAUGGAUUACAUGGACAGUAUGAAUGCUGAACAAUUCAUGAGUGGAAAUAGCCUGCUUACAUUUGCUUACAAUGAACAACUAGCCAUGUCUCCAAUUUUCCAGUCACUCAUUAAAUCUACAGACAUUGAUGAAAAUGUUGUAACUGUGUUAUCAGUGCUAAUACCAACGUUGAAAAAUGUUCUUCAGUCUUUGCUAAAAGACUAUCUUCCUGGUGGGGAGUGGUAUAACUGCGAUGAAGGUGUGAAGGAAAAAGUGAAAGGAACACCAAAACAUAAUAAGUUCAGUGAAACAGUUUUUGGUCAGUUAGAUAGAUUACUAAGAGAGAAGCCAAACAUCACCAUUCUAACAGGAGAAGCAAUAAUUGCUUUUAGCCACAAUAAGACACUGGACUGGAUAAUGUCUAAACCUGAGAAAGAAAGAGCAGAAUUAUGUAUUUCAGCAAGAAAAAAGACUAAAGAACUGAGACAAAAAUUUAAGGUCCGUGUAAAUGAAAUAAAGAUAGAAAUGAAGAGAAAUGUUGAACUUAAACUUCUGAAAGAGAAAGAACUACAACAAAGGAAAUUACAGAAACAAGAAGAACUUGUGAAUGAAAUACAACUCUGGGGACUUUGGCAGUCACAAGAAGAAGUGGAUAGUGCAAUUUCAAGAGAAAAAACAAAGACGGGCACAUUGUCAGCAUUAAAAUGUCAGCUGAAUUUCAGGAAACUUAUUCUCAAACAAGUCUCAGACAACAAAUCAAUAUACUCGUUCAGUAAGAAAGUUGGGGACAAAAGAGUAAAUCUUAACAUUGAGGAACUAGCUAAAAAUGUGAAGCAAUUGGUAACUGAUUCUUAUAGCAAGCCAUCCACACAGCCUGAAAAUUCCCCAUUGCUUGUUGGCCAGAAAGUCCGGCACAAGUUCAUGGAAAACAAUAACUUGGUGCAGUACAUAGGUCAAGUUAUAUCGCAGGUCCCGGGGUACAGUGAUUGGUACAACAUUAAAUACUCCGGGGAUCCAGCCAUAUACACCUACCAGCUCCUUAAAGACUAUAGCAAGGGAGAUCUUGAGUUGCUUGUUUAGUGUAUUGACAUAGUUAAAUAAGAUUUUAACAUUCAACUGUUGUUUCUCUAACUUCUGGUCAAUACUUGCAAUCUAGGACAAUACUGGAGUCACAUUUGUUGCUUGGUAUUAGUCAUAUAUUAAAUGAAUUACAAAUAGAAUUUCUUGCUAAGCUUUAUUGUGGGGUAAUUGAUACGCAUCCUGUGACAGUAUAAGCAGAGCACCAGUGUAAUAAUUCAUUCUGGAACACUUCUGGAACACUUUUUUUCUGGUUUUCACAAGGUAAUUAGAAAGUUGAAUAAGUAAGCGCUGGAACAUCCGAAAAAUGGCAGACAAAUUUUGAAAAAUUGACAUUUUCAAAAAUUAAAAAAAAAUACUUAUUAAUAAAGAAAUUUAAUUUUGAUAAUUUUUUUGUGUUUCUCAUUGUAUUCCCUAACAGAAACAACAAAGAUUUGCAUGGUUAUAAAAUUUGUUUUAAAAUCGGCUGUCCUGGCUAAC